CGGACUCUCUCCCAGAAAUUGGUGCUUGGAGCCAUGUGUUGAAGAGUCUGAAGAAAGAAAAGUUCUACCAUGGCAUCCCUCGGCCCCGCCGUCUCGUCACUGCGGUCCUCGCUGUCUCUACUCGACUCGAGUAUCUCCAUUCUCGACGAAGGCGUGUCCGACUUUCCCCGCCUGUGCAAGGUCCUGCAGACGCAACAACAUUUCGAACUCCUGCCCGAGCCCACUCUGCGAGAGGCGCAACAGUCGCUGGUCGACGAGAUCGUGCCUGCCAUACACCAAUUGCUGUCGACGGUGGACAACUACGUGAAUCAAUUGGGUAGGAAGGAAGAAAGCCUGAAGGCGCGGUCGGAGUUGCUCGAAGGACGAUUGAACAACAACAAUAACAACAGACGAAGCUCGAGCUUCGGCGGUGCCAUCGACCAGCCAAUCCGCAACGACAGGUCGUCGUCCCGUACCCCCGGUCUCAGCGACACCAAGAUGCUAGAGAUGAAACGUAUGCAGCAGAAGAAAGAGCGGCUACAAUAUGCCAUUGAGAGACUGGAACUGCAGAGCAAGCAACGCGAGCGAGAACUCAGAAAGAGCAUGGCAAUUGUCCAAGAUUGAAAAAAAGACAUCAUCUCGCAAUGCAUGAUACUGCAUUCGACCACGCCAGCCAUGUCUUUUAAAGCCCGUUUGAAAAUACCCUGAACAAUCGACCGGCCCGCCGACCAGGUCUACAAGUCAUGACACCCGCACUACAACAGCAUAUCGAACGCGAUUGAUCUCACACAUCACCGCUGGAAGCCAGAUACAGCGAGUCACACCAGAGAAAUGAUCAUAAGUUUAAACUUGUUUUCAUUGCUAUCACAGUUUCAUGGGUUUUGAAAAUCCAAAAAGCAAAAGUCGUGAUCUGUAUGCUCGGAAGCAUGCUGGAUGCCCAGGAGGAAAUGGCCCGACCCAACAGAGCGUGCCAUUGAGCGGACUAGCAGUUGGAGAAACGGUACAAUCUAAAGGGGUAUUUCUCAGGCAAGCAAUUGCAAGGGAAUGUUCGCUUUGUACUGAAAGAAAGGGGAGGGUCAUCUAUGUCAGCGCUUGAUGGAUACCUUCUGACAUGGGUUGAAUUGGGAGCGAGGAGGGCACGAGUCUUUUAGACAUCCUCUUUGAAGAUCAGGAUGUCCGAGAUGACCGUCGACGCUACGACGGCCGCUUCCGUGCGGAUAGGCCGGCAAUCGCAGCGCCGAGUAUAGAACUGGGGGCUGCUGGCGAUAUGGCCAAUGUCAAUUUGGAAGCCUCUGACGCAGCGUUGGAUGAGGUGGGAGUUUGCUGGUGCAUUUCCUCCUAGGAAGGCUUCAACUCUUUCUUCUCCUGCGUUACAGUGUUGUAUUCGUACACGUGGCUGACGUCAAUAUUGUGCAUCUCAGGGAGAAAUUUGCAUGCUGGGUUAUUGCAGGCACUUCCCCUCGGACACAUGUGGCCCAAGCAACAGGCCGGAUCCGCACAGAAGGGGUUGAAGCAAUUCGAGGUCCUGGCUUUGUAUCGCAUUGUGUCGAGUUGGGUUUGGGUCAACUGUUGGGAGUGGUCCCAUGCACAGGUAUUCCCGAAGAGACAGUGGCCACGCAAAUAAAAGUUGUUGCACAGCCUCGAAUUCUUGUCGUAAAGAAGCUUGAGGUAUUCCUUAUCGUAGGUCAAUGGUGUAUCAAGACGCUGGCCAUAUUGAUUCUGGUAUAUGACCGGCGAGGGAAUAGGCACUGUCGGAGGAUGUGAAGGCUUUUUGUCUGCUGGCGUCAGAGCUGCACCUGUCGUCGGUCGGCCAGAGAUGUAGCUUGCAGGGGCAGGUCUCUUGACUCCCGCAACAAUUUGGUUACCAUUGAUCACUUGAAUCUUUGUCGUCCUGAAGACGGUCGUCAACGCCACUCGAUUGAACCCUUGCGCUACUUUUCGGAGAUCAGAAGCGAACGGCGGCCCUUCAAUCAGGGUUACGCGAUCAUUGAUGCCCCCAGGAAGCGCAUACGGGCCGAGAAAGCCUGCGUAGCUGUUGUCUGCAGAUCCUCCAAAUACAAUAUGC
Exophiala oligosperma is the source of this 2044-nucleotide messenger RNA. RefSeq lists its product as uncharacterized. Gene Ontology annotation, cellular component: spindle microtubule; DASH complex. NCBI's taxonomy places the organism in Eukaryota, Fungi, Ascomycota, Eurotiomycetes, Chaetothyriales, Herpotrichiellaceae. The coding region runs from base 70 to 603 and encodes 177 amino acids. Gene Ontology annotation, biological process: attachment of spindle microtubules to kinetochore. The transcript has a single exon. The record is from RefSeq and is a predicted model, not a curated record.